Messenger RNA from Paramecium primaurelia, 1092 nucleotides. Lineage: Eukaryota; Ciliophora; Oligohymenophorea; Peniculida; Parameciidae. The record is from the annotation of a GenBank genome assembly.
GUUUGGGAGGUGUAAUGAAUUCGAUUGAUUAUAUGAAACUUUUAUAGAAAAGCUUAUAGAUAAAUAGCAAUGCCAUAAAUGCGUUUAAUUAGAAUUAGUUGUUAUGCUAAUUUGGAAUGAUGGGUUAAAAGAAAAACAAUACUUCACAAAAUCCAAUUACUGUUGAAGAUGAUGAACCUCCUUAAAUUUAGAAAUGUCAUAAUUCUAAAUGCAACAAUAAAGGAGAUCGUAAGACCAAAUCAAAAAAAGGAGAGACUCUUUAAUUCUGUGACAAAUGUUUAAGGUUAUACAAUCGUGGAAAUUAUUGUGAUUUUUGUGAAUAGGUAUUGGAAGAAUUUCUAAGAUUUUUAGGUAUAUUCGAAUGGGUCAUAUGAUCAAGAUGAAUAAGAAUGGAUUCAAUGUGAUGAAUGUGAGAAAUGGGUAUAUAUAAAUAGAUAUUGAUAGAAUCAUUUAAAUUGUGAAGCUAAAUAUAGAAAUUAGAAUAUUAAAGAAGAGACUGAGAAUAAAGUUUAUUAUUGUUUAAAUUGUUCUAAAAUUAAAAAACAAUAAUAAUAACAUUAACAAUAAUAAUAAUAAAAAUAAUAAUAAUAAUAAUAAUAGUUUCAGUAAUAGAAGAAAUAAGAGAAGAUUAUAGAAGAAUAUCAACCAAAAUAAAGAACUAUUAUAGAAUAAGAGGAUGCUAGAACAAGAGAGAAAAAUAUUAAUUUUGUAGCCACUAAAGAUAAUAAGGUUUAAUUUAGUAAAUUUAUAAAUUUAAAAUUAUUUAAUAGCAUUUCGAUUGAAUCUAUAUGAUGAUGAAAUUAAGUCAGAUCUCGAUUUUCUGAGAAAUUCUGGCAAAAAGAAUAUUAAGAAAUAAAAUUAAUAAGAUUCUCCAAUCAUAAAAUAAAAUAUUAUACCAUAACAACAAUAAUAAUAAUUAUUAUUAUAACAAUAAUAAUUAUUAUUAUCAUAAUAAGUAUAAUCUAUAUAAGAAGAGAAAGUAAAAAUAUAUUAAUAAUUCAUAAUUAGAAUUCUGAUUAGUAAAUGAAUGGUAGACGUCGAACUAGAAAUAAUAAAAAUAGAGUUAAUUAUCGGAAUUUAGGGGGGGAAUGA